GAUGGGAAAAGAAUGGAGCUGUCCCAGCUCCUCAAUGAGAUCAGGGCAAACUAUGAACAGCUUCUCACCAGAAAUCAGAUAGAGACGGUGCUGUCCACACGGAUGCAGGUAAUGAUUUCAUUCAGCCAGGCACCUUCGGGAUAAGGAGACAGUCCAUGUCUCCCCGAGUCCUGUCCCGGCCUCUCUGAGCUAGAAGAAGAUAUAACGAAGAGAAUGGACAAGGAUGAGGAGGCUCUGAAGGCAGCUCAGGCAGAACUCAAGGAGGCCCGCCGCCAGUGCCACCACCUCCAGGUGGAAAUCGAGUCUCUCCACGCCGUGGAAAGGGGCCUUGAAAACUCUCUGCAGGCCAGUGAGCAGCAUCACCAGAUGCAGCUGCAAGACCUGGAGUCGGUGGUUGACAGAUUAGAGAAGGAGCUGCAGGAAGUGAGGUGCGGCAUCGAGAGGCAGCUCCAGGAGCAUGAGAUGCUUCUCAACACGAAGAUGCGCCUGGAGCAGGAAAUAGCCACCUACCGCCACCUACUAGAACAGGAAGAGCUCAGAUAUUAUGGUUGCAUCCAAGGAGAGAAAAAAGAAGAAAAACCUACCAGGAGUAAAGUCGGCUUUCUUCUGCCCUCAGCCAUUAUAAAUGAAAUAUCUUUUUCAACGAAAGUCUCACAAAAGUAUGAGAGUGAAAAUGGGGAGACCACGACCAAACAGGCAGUGUUAAAUGGAGACGUCGUGAAGGAGAGUGCGGAAGCUCGCGGCACCAUUCAGACAGAGAAAGUGGAUGAAGUUAUUAAAGAGUGGGAAGGUUCGUUCUUUAAAGAUAACCCCCGGCUGAGGAAAAAGUCUGUUUCUCUUCGAUUUGAUCUCCACUUAGCAGCCACCGAUGAAGGCUGCUUACAGAGCAGACAGGAUAAUCUGCCAGACAUUGAAGUCAGGCUCAUCAUGAGAAGAUCAUGUAGCAUCCCCUCCAUCAAGCCCCCGCCAGCCACCAACUAACCCAGAGAUAGCAUCUAUCAGACACUAGGAUGGACCCAGGCUGGCCAUGCCGAUGCCCAGCCCCGAAUAUAAGUUAUUCCAUGUGUACGGAUAAUGUUAAGAUGCUGUGGGCUGUGGAUCUCUUCAGAGAACACAUAUAAUAAGAGGUAAAGUUGCUAGGACUCCAAAGACGAGCAUAUUUUUUUUCGAAGGGGGAGUGCUUAAGAAUAAAUCAGAAAUUCAGUGUGGUUUCUGUUUUAUUUAUCAUCCAAAUAGUCUUUAUCCUGCUGAGUGUUAUCAGAAACUUGAAGGAUAAGGUGACUUGGUUAAGUCUGUAAUUUCCCUCCAUGACUGAACAUCCUCAGGAUAAUGAAAAAGCUUGUCUGGAUACUCAAGAGUUACACUGGGGGUUACUCUCCAUGGUUUCAGGACCACAGAACCUAAAGGGUUUGUUCUUCUACAAAGACAGCAGGCAGGAACAAACAUGUAAGGAGGGCCCUCCGUACUCUUAGCAAUUUUCCUUUUGAGACAAUCAUUUGAACGCUGGGAAUUGAGAAGCGGUCCGUCUGCGAGCAAUUCUAGAUGAAGUAUAGAGCACACCUCAAGGCUAUUUUGAUGAUUAAUAAAAUCGGGGUGCCCUAUCCUGAUUCUCUUACAAUCAGUAUCUGAUUUGCAGGAGAGUCAUUUCGUUGAAAGAACUGUAAAAGUUGUAUUCUUACACACACACGACUGCACAAACAACAUUCUAAAGCUAACUGAAAAGGUGUCCUCUAGUUACUAGGACACCCAACCGCUCAUCAUCUGAACUCUUCCAUCCAAAACGCCAUGUUAGUAGCAUUGGCUACAGCCUUAGAGAAGGUCCUCUCUGAACUAGGAGAAAGAGUUCUUACAGUCAUUUCUGUGAAGUAGCAGCAUAGCAUCGCUAGCUGGGCUAAGAGUGUCUGCGAGACUUGUUCUCAAUUGUUCAAACUGUAAUAAAGGUGUAAAACAUUUAUGAAUAAGUGAAGAGUUGUUGCAACAUUUUAAAAAACAAUAUAAAUUGUUUAAUGCAGGUAUAUUUGAGACCUUAGAUAAUAAAUACCUGUUUUAAGACACUAGAUGGUUAUAGGAUUUUUUUUCCCUAAACAACAGAAGGAAUACAAACCACUGUUCUGUUUCCAGCUGAAGAAUCAUAAGGGCUACAGCUAUGCUAGCAUUUUAGUGCAGCCUUCAAAAUCAAUCCCCCAUCCCUCCCUCUCUCCACAUGCGUGUACAUAUAUGUAUAUAUUUUGACCAGUAAAUAGGCUAAAGCCACAAAGCAAUUGUUAAGUAACUUUUAAUAUAAUACAGGGAUUUAACAUGUCUUUUCUUUCUAUUACCUCAGGUUCCUUUUAGCCUGACUCACUCUGUUUAGUAGAAAGGAAUGAUGUGGUUUUAUCAAGGAUACAGCAGCAUAUUAACUGCUUAUUCUUGCAUAAGCAUCUGAACUAAAAUUGCAUCCUGUACAUAAAAAUGUGUCUUUUGGGCUAGAGGAAUAGCAGGGCGGCACUGAGUCUGGACCUCAGGACAAAAAGGGAAAAUUUCAUUCAUCAUCAAAUGCUACAACUUUAUUAAAGCUCUGACAUGCAAUCAUAUAAGCUGUUGUACUGGUUACUGUCCUAUUCAACAAUGACUAUGGUAAAGCGAUACAUUUAGUGUAAUCUACUGCCGUACUGUUAGUACUGGGCAUUGUGAAUUAACAGCUUGCUAGAGAAAUCCCACUAUGCAGCUAUUGUGUGUAUAACAUGCAGUUCUUGAAUUUGUAAGUGAGUUUUGUUUGCUUGAAAGCAUUUUAAAAUUGGAAUAUGAAUUUACCAAAGUAAAUGAUACCGCUAUAAUAAAAAAAAUUGAAA
This is a messenger RNA of Chionomys nivalis (European snow vole), 2831 nucleotides long. RefSeq names its product keratin 222 (gene Krt222). The record is from RefSeq and is a predicted model, not a curated record. Gene Ontology annotation, molecular function: structural molecule activity. Lineage: Eukaryota; Metazoa; Chordata; Mammalia; Rodentia; Cricetidae. The transcript has 6 exons. The coding region runs from base 214 to 981 and encodes 255 amino acids.